CGUGCAGCCGCGAUGCCCCGGAGCCCGGCCCUGGCCCGGGUCCCCCGCCCGCCGCCCUACUAGCCUCCGUGCACCCGGAGCGCGCCGCCGCCAACGCCGCGCCCCGACGCAGGGAUGGGCAACACGGUGCACAGGACCCUGCCAGACCCGAGCCCACCAGCUCGCCUCCUGGCCACCCGGCCGUGCUGCGGCCCCGGCCCCGAGCGGCGCCCAGUCCUGGGCGAAGCACCGCGCUUCCACGCACAGGCCAAAGGCAAGAACGUGCGGCUGGAUGGCCACUCGCGCCGGGCCACUCGACGCAACAGCUUCUGCAAUGGCGUCACCUUCACGCAGCGGCCCAUCCGGCUGUACGAGCAGGUGCGGCUGCGGCUGGUGGCGGUGCGCCCGGGCUGGAGCGGCGCACUGCGCUUCGGCUUCACGGCACACGACCCGUCCCUCAUGAGCGCCCAGGACAUCCCCAAGUACGCCUGCCCCGACCUGGUCACGCGGCCUGGCUACUGGGCCAAGGCGCUGCCCGAGAACCUGGCGCUGCGCGACACUGUGCUGGCCUACUGGGCGGACCGCCACGGCCGCGUGUUCUACAGCGUCAACGACGGCGAGCCCGUGCUCUUCCACUGCGGCGUGGCCGUGGGCGGCCCGCUGUGGGCGCUCAUCGACGUCUACGGCAUCACGGAUGAAGUGCAGCUCCUCGAGAGCGCGUUCGCCGACACGCUGACACCCGCGCGCCUCAGCCAGGCCCGCUUCAGCGCCUGCCUGCCGCCCAGCAGCCACGACGCCGCCAACUUCGACAACAACGAGCUGGAGAACAACCAGGUGGUGGCCAAGCUGGGCCACCUGGCGCUGGGCCGCGCCCCGGGCCCGCCGCCCGCCGACGCCUCGGCCGCCGCCAUCCCGUGCGGGCCCCGCGAGCGCCCGCGGCCCGCGUCGUCGCCGGCGCUGCUCGAGGCGGACCUGCGCUUCCACGCGACGCGCGGACCCGACGUGAGCCUGUCCGCCGACCGCAAGGUGGCCUGCGCGCCGCGGCCCGACGGCGGCCGCACGCUCGUCUUCUCCGAGCGCCCGCUGCGCCCCGGCGAGAGUCUCUUCGUGGAGGUGGGCCGCCCGGGGCUGGCGGCGCCCGGCGCGCUGGCCUUCGGCAUCACGUCGUGCGACCCCGGCGGGCUCCGGCCGGCCGAGCUCCCCGCCGACCCCGACGCCCUGCUCGACCGCAAGGAGUACUGGGUGGUGGCGCGCGCCGGGCCCGUGCCGAGCGGCGGAGACGCGCUCAGCUUCACGCUGCGGCCCGGCGGCGACGUGCUCCUGGGCGUCAACGGGCGCCCGCGCGGCCGCCUGCUGUGCGUCGACACCACGCAGGCGCUCUGGGCCUUCUUCGCCGUGCGCGGCGGCGCGGCGGGCCAGCUGCGCCUCCUGGGCACCCUGCAGUCCAGCCCUGCAACCGCGUCCCCAUCAGGGUCCCUCAGCGGCUCACAGGAUGAUAGCGAUUCUGAUAUGGCCUUCAGUGUCAACCAGUCGUCCUCAGCAUCUGAGUCAUCCCUGGUGACGGCACCCAGCUCCCCGCUGAGCCCCCCGGUGUCCCCCGCGUUCUCCCCACCGGAGCCGGCAGGCAGCAAGAAUGGUGAAUGCACGGUGUGCUUUGACGGUGAAGUGGACACAGUCAUCUACACGUGUGGACAUAUGUGCCUGUGCCACAGCUGCGGCCUGCGGCUCAAGAGGCAAGCCCGGGCCUGCUGUCCCAUCUGCCGGCGGCCCAUCAAGGAUGUCAUUAAGAUCUACAGGCCAUAGCCUGGCCCACCAAUGGGCCUGGGCCAGAGCCAGGUCACCUUUCUGAAGGCCCCCUGGGCCAGGCAACCACUAUGGCCAGCAGGGAGUCCAAGGGCAGCAGCCAUCCCAUCUGCCACUCUUCAACAGUGGGCAAGGCGUCACAGUCAUGGAGAUGAGGCCCUGGGAGGUCUGAGCCCAGGCACGGGCUGCUUCUGGCUCAAAAGCGCUUUGCCCCCCAGAGGCCAUCCGGACAGCAAGCUCAGGAACUGCCUAGCAGACCACCCUGUCCCUCGGUGACCUCUCAGCUGGGAAACAGCAUUCUCUGUGCAAUGCUUUUCUCUGGAGUUGGGUCAAGUGUGUGUGAGAGAGGGUGAGGGGAGGGAGUGGCCAGAGAAGAGAGAGGGAAUGUGUGUGAGAGAAUGAGUGAGAGAGAACACAUAGGUAUUUAUCCAGGGAUCCUGGCCCUAGGAGGUUAUUUAACACUAACGAAUGUGCAAUCCCGAGCCCAGACGGUAGCGUGACUAGAAACCGUUCACUUUCUGGGGCUGUAACGUCAGAUGGUUUUGAAUGUAUGAAGCCUGCACCUAAACAGAACUCCCUUGGAUGGUAUAGAACAGGGACACUCAGAUUUUCUAAGGGAAGGAAAAAAAUAGCUCAUUGUUUACAGCUCCAAAGCAGCAAUGCCUUGGGGGGAAGGUGGGUGGAGAACAGAAAAGAACAAUUUGCUUUUUUAGUUUCUUCCCCGGUCCUGGAGAGGAGUUUUGAUGGGUGCUGCGGCCCACUGAGAGCUCUGGGUGGUGUCAUCCCCAGAAGCCUCUUCACCCCUUCACCCCAGACAGCCUAAUAAUAAGCAUAGUGCACCUUGACUCCGUCCCACUAGAUGCUUUUUGUCUGUACCAUCCCUUGUUGUCCCCAAAGAGAAGACAAGCGGCAGGUUCUCUUUUCCUGGGGGAGGGAAAAUCCUGGAGGCAGGUGACUCACCUGGAGUUGGAAGGGCCACUCCAUCAGGCUGACAACUCUCCACAUUUCCUGUUGUAACCCUGGGGCCUGGCAUUCACCAGCAGCUGUGGGCAUCACCAGGGCAGCCUACUGGUGAAGUAGGAGGAAAAGACUUUGCAACUGGUUCUGACACUCAGCUUCUCUUUCACUGCUGAUUACUAAGAUGUUAAAUGAUCAUUAAGAUGUUAACUAAUAGCUGAGACAUUAAAAUGCUGACAUGGGAACCCCCCCCCCUUCCCAGAGCCAUUUGCAGGCACUUCCUGGGACCUGGCCCUGUCCCCCACUUCCUCACCCCUGCCGAAGCCCAUCUCUGCAGACUCCCAGACCGCCCUUGGGCUGAUAGGCUGGCCCAGGCCAGCUCCUGCCCCCAGUUCUGGGCCUAACCUCUGCCCUAGCUUGUGCUGUCCCUUUAAGGAAGCCCUUGGGCCUCUCUGAUUCUCAGUUCCCAAUCUGUCCAAGAUGAGGCCCAGUAUCUGCCCACUCCAGAACCCACGAUAGGACCAGCAUAACAUUGAAAAAGCCUGAGACACCCUGCAAAGAGCAGAUAACAUUUUUAUUACAAUUCCUAAUCUGUUCCUCUGCCGCACAGAUGAUGACAGGGAAAGAACAUUCAGAGAGUUUAUGCAUUCAUAUAACAAAUGUUUGCUGGGUUCCUGGAGGCCCAGAGCCCAGCCCAGUUGGGCCCUCAUCAAAUCAAAUUCUUUAAGACCAAUUGGUCUUUGUGAUGCUCUAGGUCUUGGGCCACCUAUUGCUUCUCUGUCUGGAAGUGGUCAUAGUGUUCUGACCUGAUCUCAACUUCAGAAACUCUACUCUUGCCCCUACAAGAACCCCUAACUGGUUAUUUUCCCUAGUGAAUCUGGGAAACAUGCCUCCAUUUAAAUUUUGUGAUGGAAGUUUUAGGGGAGCAUCUGGAACCCCAGGUUAGGACCUGGAGAAGCUAGGUGGCACUCAGUGCUCAGCUGAAUUUGGCCAGCAGGAGCCAUUUCCCCUAUGUGGGGUGGGGCACACAGACCGUGUGGGAGAGGACUCAUGACCUUCCCCACCCACCAGGACUGGUUCUCCAGCAGUAGCCCUGGCUGGAUUGAGCCGGUCACAUGGUGGUCUCAGAUGCCAGCAGGAGGCAGCUUGUCUCUCCUGCCCUUUGCCCUUCCUAAUGGUCCCCACCUGGGUUCCAGCCACCACCAGGAAACCAGUGACAGGGCCUGGACCUGUGGUGGACCAGGCCAUGCCCCUGGUGACCUGUUACCUGCAACAAAAGGAGCUGGUGGCCUGUCUAACUUGCUCCGCAGCUGCUAUAAAUAGCCUCCCUGUUUCUAAGAGAAAUUAAGGGGGUGUUUAUCUUCUAAAAACCAGAAAUUUCCUGAUGCUCUGAUUUAUUCAGUGCUAUAGAGGAGCUGCUCACAUGCCCUCACAUGGCGGGAGAAAGAGGGAAGGGAACCCCUCUUUUUCAUUUCACAUCAUUAUGUGCCUCGGCACUGGGCUAGAGAGGCAUCUUCACACAUUAAUCCUGUGAGGCAGGUCUUAUUACCCCCACUGAGUCAUAUCUAAAAUGCUACUGAUAAUAAAAUGCACCAUUUUAUGUACUGCCAAGGGGAAAAAAAAACAUGAAUUUUAACUGUAAGAUGCCACAGUUAUACAAUUCAUUCUAAUCAGAGACUUGAAAUGUGAAAACAAACUCUGCUACUUAGAAUUGGUAAAACACGGUAUUAUUCCCAUUUGACGGGUAAGAGAGCUAAGAUCCUGUGAGUAAAGUGACAGGAUCACACGCAGUAGGUGGCAGGCCUGGGAUCCAAACCCAGGCACGUCUGGCACUGAAUCCCACUCUCUUCACUGCUUGGCCCCAAGCCCCAGGCAGCUUGAGGCUGCCUUGAGUUUUCUUUCUUGAAACUUCUAUGGGCUGCCCCUGGAGAGAGCCUGGGCACCUGCACCUGCAUAGAGGGUUCCAGCCCCAGGCUGUGGUCUCUCUGCCACCCAUACCCUAGAAGGACAAGUGUCCUUUCUUCAGUCUCAUCUUCCCACUGUCUCCCUUCUCCUGGCAGAGCUGAGCCAUGUGAGAUCCUGAGCCCAGCCUGGAGACUUCCUCCCAUUGCACAGGGGUGCAAAUAUGGGGCAACAUAGUGGAGGGGCUGAAGGCCUUGUCCCAUUGCCUUCCUGAGCCUCAGCACCAACCCUCCUCCCACCCCCGCAGGCAGAGACUCCAGGGCUAAGAAGCAGGAGAUCACAAGAUACUCCCUUGCUGUGUGUGGUCCUGUGCCUGCUUCUUUCGAACCACCAGAAAAAUUGGGCUGUUUGCAAGUCAAAACAAGCUCCUUUUCCUAGUCCAUUCCCAGAACUAGGAGUCUGGGAUUUAGCUACCCAGGGCAGCUGCUCCCCUAACUGCAGGCACACUUUGCUCAACACCCACUCAUCAGUGUGGCCUGUGUUCUGGACACAGUGUUAGGAAUCGGGACUAAAGACAAAGUCCACAGGGAGUGGACAGUCCAGAGAUGGGCAGAUUUGUAAACUUGUAUUUGCUGUCUUGGCAUUGGGUCCCUGUGCCAGCACAUAGUAGGUACUCAUUCAAAGUUUAUGGAAGAAAUCAGAAAUCAAGUUAUGAGUACUCAGGGGCUUGGUAAAACACCACGUACAUAUGCAUACAAAAUCAUUCAACAAACAUCUGCUGCAUGCCAACUAGGAGUGGGGUGCUGGAAAUGAGGAGCUAGAGGACAGUGCUAGCUCUACCUUCAGAAGGAGACACAUUAAGAGGAUAAUGAGACCCUGGGGCUUUCUUGGCCAUUUGUUGCCUUUGAGGAUCUAUCCUGGUGAGUGCCCAUGACCACUUUCCUGAUCCAGAGCCUCCUGCAUUCUCGAGAAGCCUCCUUUGCAUUAGAAAUGCCAGGCACCUUGCAGUUAGUGGGCUGCUGCCAAAAUAGCCUUGGGCAGAACCCUCAAAGGCUCCACCACUUGAUGAUCACCCUCAAGUCCCGCCAGGGAGACAUGUAGGGAGGUGGCUACCUGCUACUUUCAGGCUUCUGACUAGUUACUAGAAUCAAUCCCUAAGUUCCCAGAGAACCCCAUCACAUCCAGGUGAGAAGAAUGGGCUUGUGCAAAGUCUUGGUGAAUGAGAGGCAGUAACCUCCCCUGCUCAAUCCCAUCUCUGCCCUAGUUCUGGCAGAGGGACGCCUGCUCAGGAACACAUGGCCUCCUGGCAUUUCUUGGUAUUUAGUUGUUUUUCCCAAGCCCCUAAUGAAAUGACUUGUACAACAAUCUGUCUGUGCCUUAUGAAAGUGUCUGUGCACUUUUUAUCCUUUUUAAAUGCAACUUUAAAAAGUGGGCAGGGGACUAGCAUACAUAGUAGUAUUCUAGAAAUAUGUGCUAAUCACUGAAACCCUUCUGCAUUAUGUUUUUGAUGUAGGAGUGAUGAAGUGUAUGUCUCUCAUCCCAUCCCCCCACAACCUGUGUACAGACCUUUUUAAAAAUGUCUCUUAUUCUUAUUUUUCUGAUUCAAUACUGUGACUUCUCCAAUACAAUCUAAUCUUUGGGGAUAUGUAAUACAGGUUUUAAAACUUGGGGGGAGUGGUGGGUUGGGAAGGGUUUGCACCCGUCCUGUGUGUUGUGCUUUUGUGUGUUGUGUGUUUUUGGUUAUGUCUAUUUUUAUCUGUUUUAUAUUAACAUGAUUUUGCUGUUUAAAACAAAAAUACAACUUUGGCUUGUUAAAAAAGAAA
Messenger RNA from Canis lupus familiaris (dog), 6464 nucleotides. It is a transcript of the gene NEURL1B, whose product is annotated as neuralized E3 ubiquitin protein ligase 1B. Gene Ontology annotation, cellular component: early endosome. The record is from RefSeq and is a predicted model, not a curated record. The coding region runs from base 115 to 1782 and encodes 555 amino acids. Gene Ontology annotation, molecular function: ubiquitin protein ligase activity. NCBI's taxonomy places the organism in Eukaryota, Metazoa, Chordata, Mammalia, Carnivora, Canidae. The transcript has 5 exons. Gene Ontology annotation, biological process: ubiquitin-dependent endocytosis.